AUGAUAAAGGUGACAAUAUUUUUAUUGCUGUCCAUAUUUAGUUUUAACUUGUAUGGAUUAGAAUUAAGUGAAAAGCUUUCUACAAAAUAUGGAGCUGAGCAAGGUGUUGAAAGUACAGAUAUAAAUACCAAGUUAUGUAGCGAUAUAUUGAAAUACUUAUAUAUGGAUGAAUAUUUAUCCGAAGGUGAUAAGAGUUCAUUUGAAAAGAAGUGUCACAAUGUUAUUGGGAACAUAAGAAAUACUUUUAGUAAUAAGAAUACAAUAAAAGAAGGAAAUGAAUUUUUAAUGAGUAUAUUACAUAUGAAAUCAUUAUAUGGUAAUAAUAGUAAUGCUGGUUCUGAGAGUGAUGUAACUUUGAAGAGUUUAUAUUUAAGUUUGAAAGGUUCUCAAAAUACGGAAGGUGAAUCUGAAGUACCUAGUGAUAGUGAAAUAAAUAAGACAAUUAUGAAUUUUGUUAAAUUCAAUAAAUAUCUUUUAGAUAAUUCUAAUGAUGUUAAAAAAGUUCAUGACUUUUUAGUUUUAACUAGCCAAUCUAAUGAAAAUUUAUUACCUAAUAAAGAGAAAUUAUUUGAACAAAUAGUAGAUCAAAUUAAAUAUUUUGAUGAAUAUUUCUUUGCAUCAGGUGGUAAAAUAAAAGUUAAAAAAGGUUAUUUAAAAUAUAAUUUCCUUGAUAUUUAUAAAGAACCAGUUUGCUCUGCUUAUCUUCAUCUUUGUAGUAGAUAUUAUGAAUAUGUUUCUAUAUAUAUAAGAUUGAAAAAAGUUUUUAAUGGUAUACCAGCCUUCUUAGAUAAAAAUUGUAGGAAAGUAAAAGGAGAAGAAUUCAAAAAACUUAUGGAUAUGGAAUUAAAACAUAGUCAUAUUGUUGAAAGGUUUGACAAAUAUAUAAUUUCUGAUGAUUUAUAUUUUGUUAAUAUGAAAGUUUUUGAUUUAAAAAAUGUAGAUAAAAUACAAGUAUCCAAAAUUGAUGAUAUUAAUAAUCUAAAUAUAUAUGAACAUAAAGAAACUAUGCAUCUUUCAGCAAAAAAUUUAUCAAGAUAUAUAGAUAUAAAAAAAGAAUUAAAUGAUGAAAAAGCAUAUAAGCAAUUAAUGUCGGCCAUCCGAAAAUAUGUAACAACACUUACUAAGGCAGACUCAGAUAUAACUUACUUUGUUAAACAAUUGGAUGAUGAAGAAAUAGAAAGAUUUCUUGUCGACUUAAAUUUCUUUUUAUAUAACGGUUUCUUGAGAAUUACCGAAGACAAACACCUAAUCAACGCAGAUGAUGUAUCUCCAAGUUAUAUUAAUUUAUAUAGAUCUAAUAAUAUUGUAGCUUUGUACAUAUUAAAAACACAAUAUGAAGAAAAUAAAUUAUCAGAAUACAGAGCACAUAAAUUUUACAGAAAAAAAAGAGUUUCCAAUAUAACUAACGAUAUGAUUAAAAAACAUUUCACUGAAACUAAUGCACUUACCAAUUUACCAAACUUAGAUAAUAAAAAAUCCACUGAAUAUUAUUUAAAAGAAUAUGAAAAAUUUGUAGAGAACUUCGAACCAGAUAUUCAUGAUAUCAUGAAAUUGCAACUCUUUUUCACUAUGGCCUUUAAGGACUGCAACGUCAACCAAAAUUUCACCGAGACUUCCAAGAAGUUAUGGUUUGACCUCUUAUAUGCUUACGACAAAUUUGGAUGGUUUUAUAUCCACCCCAAUGAAGUAAUUAACAGUAUUAAUAAGACCGAUUUUGUUAGACAUGUUUUAGUGAGCAGAAAUUUUCUUUUAAAAAACAAUGAUCAACUUACAUUUUUGGAAACACAAGUUGCCAAGAUAGUUGAAAUAAUAAAUUUAUCUUUGGAAGUUGACAAAUCAGCAGAUUCUUUAGACUUUUCCAUACCUAUGAAUUUCUUCAAUCAUAAAAAUGGUUAUCAUGUGAUGAAUGAUGAUAAAUUAAAAUUAUUAACAAGUUAUGAAUAUAUUGAUUCUAUUGCAAAUAACUAUUUUUUCCUUAGUGAAUAUAAAAAUGAUGUUUUCAGAACUGGAAAUAAUUUUAAAUUAUAUUUCAACCUUCCAAAUAUAUACAGUUUAGCAUAUCAAUUAUUUAAUGAAUUAGCUAUUAACAUUAAUGUUAUUACUAAUGUUCCAUUAAAAAAAUAUUUAAAAUACAAUGCAAGUUAUGCUUAUUUUACUUUAAUGAAUAUGAUCGGAAAAAAUCAUGAUAUCUACUCAAAGGGUUCUCGUUUUGUUUAUGCAUCAUAUAUUUUAGGAUUAGUUUUUUUCAUUGAAUCCCACAUCGAUAUUGCUCGUUUGAAACCAAAAGAUUUCUUUUUCAUGAAACAGUCCUUACCAAUUAUAGACCAUGUUUAUCACAAAGAUCUCAAGACAUUGAAAAAGAAUUGUACUUUAUUAACAGACUUUAUGAAAAUUAACAAAAACUCACAAAACUAUGAAUUAACCCACACCGAAGAAAUGAUUAAAAUAUUAGGUUUAUUAACUGUCACGUUAUGGGCAAAAGAAGGAAAGAAAUCAGUAUAUUAUGAUGAUGAUGUUAGUUUAUAUAGAAAAUUAAUGGUCAGCUGUGUUUUCAAUGGAG
Messenger RNA from Plasmodium reichenowi, 2560 nucleotides. RefSeq names its product high molecular weight rhoptry protein 2. Lineage: Eukaryota; Apicomplexa; Aconoidasida; Haemosporida; Plasmodiidae. The record is from RefSeq and is a predicted model, not a curated record. The annotation marks the transcript as partial. The transcript has 6 exons.